AUUAAAUUAAAUUUUUGUGUUUAAAUGAAAAUUAAAUGUUGAAUUAACAGCGCUCUGGUAUAACAGUGCGCCCAACAGCACCGUGGCGGUGCUGUGCCGGUUGGCAUGGUGAGUUCGAACGAACGCCAGUGCGUGUGGUGGAUAAGUCAAAUGCCGGAGCAAAACACAAACAACAAGUUGUAUAAAUGUGAAAAUACAUUAAAAGUUUCUCUGAAAUUGAACGCUGAUAAUUACGCCUGAUAAACUCCCCGAUGGCCGAUAAGCGUCGGCUAAGAACAUCAUAAACCCACCCGGCAAUUAAAUACCAACCGAUAAGAUCGAGGCCCAAAAUCGGUUGGAGGAACCUAACACUGCACCACUUUCGUGGCGACUUCUCAUCUUUGGCGGAACAGAAGACCAGAACAAAAAUAAAGGAUUAAUAAUGCCGGAAUUUGUAUCAGCACGCGGCUUCAGUGAGAUGGAGAAACUCCUGAAACAGUACGAGAAUCAAAGGGAUCCCAUAUAUAUAUACCUAUUUGGAGAAAAGGACAAGCAAGGGCGCUCCUGGUGUCCCGAUUGUGUGGAAGCCGAAGAGACCAUACAGACUGCCUUCCGUACCAAUGCCCCGGAAGAAUCCCUGAUCCUGGUCGUGGAUGUGGGCAAUCGGGAGUCGUGGAUGAAUGUCAAGGAUAACAAUUUCCGGAAACCACCGUACAAAGUCGAUGGCAUUCCAGCCUUAUUACACUGGAAGGGCGUCGAACGCCUCGAUGGCGAUCAGUUAACCAAAAAGACGCUCCUAGAGCUAUUCUUCGAGGAGACAGAUCCGAAAAAUAACUGAAAUUACACUCGAAAUAAAUUCCGGCUUGAGUGAAACUCAAAA
Messenger RNA from Drosophila bipectinata, 859 nucleotides. Its product is annotated as thioredoxin domain-containing protein 17. Gene Ontology annotation, molecular function: protein-disulfide reductase [NAD(P)H] activity. The record is from RefSeq and is a predicted model, not a curated record. NCBI's taxonomy places the organism in Eukaryota, Metazoa, Arthropoda, Insecta, Diptera, Drosophilidae. Gene Ontology annotation, cellular component: cytosol.